AUGCAAAUUCAAGUGUCAUCAUCGAUUUCUUCCAAUCAAGGUCAAACCAUUCAUUCCACACAAAAUCUCUCUACGACAGCAACGUCCUCUCGGAAAGAUAAUUUAAUGUUUUUGACACAAGCAUUGCAUACGAUACGAGAAUCGGACAUUCAAUUACUGACGGAAAUGGGCAAGAAACAACAACAACAAUCGGUCAUUGGAAAGCAAAACAGAAAAGAAGAGAAUACGAAUGGUGAGGAGGAGGAUGAAAAUUACGAUAAUGAUGAUAUGAAUGAUGAUGGUGAGGAUGAAGAGGAUGAAAAUGACAAAAAUCAACCCACCAAGAAAAUAAAAAAUUAA
Naegleria fowleri is the source of this 339-nucleotide messenger RNA. RefSeq lists its product as uncharacterized. The record is from RefSeq and is a predicted model, not a curated record. The transcript has a single exon. The coding region runs from base 1 to 339 and encodes 112 amino acids. NCBI's taxonomy places the organism in Eukaryota, Heterolobosea, Eutetramitea, Acrasida, Naegleriidae.